Messenger RNA from Leishmania mexicana MHOM/GT/2001/U1103, 2316 nucleotides. RefSeq names its product putative histone acetyltransferase. Lineage: Eukaryota; Euglenozoa; Kinetoplastea; Trypanosomatida; Trypanosomatidae. Gene Ontology annotation, biological process: regulation of DNA-templated transcription. The transcript has a single exon. The record is from RefSeq and is a predicted model, not a curated record. Bases 1 to 2316 code for a protein of 771 amino acids. Gene Ontology annotation, molecular function: histone acetyltransferase activity.
AUGGUAGGGCGGCGCAGCACUUCUCUAUCUAACCUUUCUCGCCUCCUCAUGGCACGAGGGACUCUCAACCAGGAAGUGAGCUGCGUCGUUGCUUUUCCCACACUGCUCUACCCAUCUCUGCUGCAUCGCAAGGGAGGGACAACAGGGACUAGCAGCAGCACAUCUGGCCUCGGUGGCUAUGGGAGCGGAGCUGCAGCAGGCCAGGGUGCGCCCCGGGAAGUGGUAGUGCCUGGCUUGAUACUGGAGGUGCGUCGGCUGUGGCAGCCGCCAUUGCCCACUACUGCCUCCUCGUCUGACACAGAUGUCGCGCCUCCGAGCGCCUCGCCGUACAGCGCCACUCCUUCCACGGUGGAGAGGGACUCGCACCGGAGUCAACGCACCAUCACGUCUAGUGCUGCCGUGAUAGAUAAAGAAGCGGCAGCUGGGGCAGACGCCAAGGACGCCGGCGCGUGUCUGUACGCCUUCGUGCGUGUGAAGGAAGUAGACCACCGGCUCAGUGCGUGGUUUCAUGCAGACGACGUCUACGUAAAGACGGCUGUCGCGCAGUCCACGUUUGCGCACGCUGCCGAGGAUUCAGCGGUGCUUUCCUCCACACCUGACACGGCUGCGACACCGUAUGGACUGACCGAUGACAUGGUCCAGCUUUCUCGCGUCCUGCACCGUCCAUGGCUCAGCGGUGUGUACAUGGAGGUGACUCCUGGCAUGGCCCGCACCCAACGCGCCCGCCGUCAGCUCGACUACCUCGAGGAGCGGCUCCUGCGCGACUGCCGCACCCCGACCACGGUGCGCUACUUUGUGUAUCUGAACACGUACGUGUUUGCCCCGUGGUACUACGCACCGUUUGGCUUGCUGAACAGCGAGUAUGACCCGAUGCUGCCGUGGACGGGGGCGGCUGGCGCGUCGACCGGCGCGACCCCAGCUGGCGAAGGUGCCGAUGCCACCGUCUCGUCGGUCGACGUGCAGCAGCAGCCUUUCAUCCGGGACGCUUUUUUGUGCCCCUUCUCCCUCCGCAUCUACUCGACCUACGCGCAGAUGCACUACGAGACCCGCACCUACCGCGCAGGCCGCCUGCGUCCGCCGGGCGAAGAGGUGUACCGCGACGAGGUGCGUGGCCUUUCCCUCUUCAAGAUCAACGGUAGUCAACACAUCACCUACUGCCGCCACCUCUUCCUCAUUGGCAAGUCGUUUCUGGAGAACAAGCUCGCCGGGCACGACGUGCACAACUACUACUUCUACGUGUUGUGCCUGCACCACCGCUACUUCCCUGACUACGUGUCCGACCCCUCUGCCAUGUACUUCGCCGGCUUCUUCACCUGGGAGAAACAUGUGAGCGAGUACAACCUGGCCUGUAUCGCGACGUUGCCGUGCUUUGGGCGCCGCUCCAGUCGCCAGAGACCGGUGGCACCGCCGGAUGGCUCAGCCGCGGCCGCCUCGCACCCGCCUAGGGUGCUUCGCCAUCUUGGCCAGUUCAUGAUCGCCGCCAGCUACGAGCUCGCCUACCGCCGCAAGCAGACGGGCACCCCGGAGAAGCCUCUCUCCGACUUGGGUGCCGUCGCGUAUCGGCACUUCUGGCGCCGCGCCAUUGUGCGCUGGAUGAAGGACACGCUGAACGCGAUGCGGCGAGCCGCUGCGGUUUGCGUCGACGAUGACGAUGUGGACAAGGCCGACCGGAAAGGUGCCCAAGCCGGCGGACAGGUUGCGCCGCGAUUGAGCCACGCAUUAGGCAAGGGCGCGCCUCUCGCUCUUGACGCUGACUCUGCGGCCGUGGAGGUGGUCGUGCUUGCGACGGAGGACAGGGCGGUGUCAUGCGCACGCGAUGCCGACAGCCGCCGCUCCGGCGAAGGGAAGGCGUCACCAUCCGCGCGCAAGCGUUCCCGUGCCGACGCGAAGACGGAACACGAGAGGGGCGUGGACAGCGAAGAGGAGGCGCGAUUGCCUUCUUCCCACGGCAAGUUGCCACUCGUGGCGACCGCCCCUCUGUCUUCGACCAAGAAGGGAGUGCUAGGCGUCGACGCAGCUGCACAGUCCCCUGCGGCCACCUCAUCGGUUGCUGGCGCGGCUGCUUUUACGCAGCGGACCACCAUCAAGGACAUUGCGGCGGCUGUGCGCCUGGAGGAAGCUGACGUGCUCAGGACGCUGCUGGGCAUGGGUGUGCUGCAUCGCAGCAGUGAGGACCGUGGUAUUCAGCUUCUGCUGCCGCAGCGGUACGUGGAUUGGAUGUACGACGAGAUGCUCCGCUGGGAGAGCAGCGUCGAGCACGCCGUCUUUCAGUCAGCCCUCCUCAAGUCCCGCGGCUCUCACACCAGCACACGCUGA